This is a messenger RNA of Penaeus monodon (black tiger shrimp), 1473 nucleotides long. RefSeq names its product nuclear pore complex protein DDB_G0274915-like. The transcript has 4 exons. The record is from RefSeq and is a predicted model, not a curated record. Bases 1 to 1473 code for a protein of 490 amino acids. NCBI's taxonomy places the organism in Eukaryota, Metazoa, Arthropoda, Malacostraca, Decapoda, Penaeidae.
AUGGUAGAUACAACAGCUGGUUUUCAUUCCGCCACAGCUGCUGCUAAUGUUGUUGUAGGAGCAGUGGCUUCAGCUGCAAUAACAGAAUAUAAAGUCAUGGAUGUCACCCAAUAUAUAUCCGCGGGAGUACAUUCUAGCGCAAUUUUCCCAGAACUGAAUCCUUCCUCAGGACCAGUCGAGUGCAUCCCUUCAGCAUCCCUUCAGCAUCCCAUCAGCAUCCUUCAGCUUCCCUUCAGCAUCCCAUCAGCAUUCCUUCAGCAUCCCUUCAGCAUCCCAUUCAGCAUCCCUUCAGCAUCCCUUCAGCAUCCCAUCAGCAUCCUUUCAGCAUCCCUUCAGCAUCCCAUCAGCAUCCCAUCAGCAUCCCAUCAGCAUCCCAUCAGCAUCCCAUCAGCAUCCUUUCAGCAUCCCUUCAGCAUCCCAUCAGCAUCCUUUCAGCAUCCCUUCAGCAUCCCUUCAGCAUCCCAUCAGCAUCCCUUCAGCAUCCCUUCAGCAUCCCAUCAGCAUCCCUUUCAGCAUCCCUUCAGCAUCCCUUCAGCAUCCCUUCAGCAUCCCUUCAGCAUCCCUCAGCAAUCCCUUCAGCAUCCCUUCAGCAUCCUUUCAGCAUCCCUUCAGCAUCCCAUCAGCAUUCCUUUAGCAUCCCUUCAGCAUCCCAUCAGCAUCCCUUCAGCAUCCCUUCAGCAUCCCUUCAGCAUCCCAUCAGCAUCCUUUCAGCAUCCCUUCAGCAUCCCAUCAGCAUCCCAUCAGCAUCCCAUCAGCAUCCCUUCAGCAUCCCAUCAGCAUCCUUUCAGCAUCCCUUCAGCAUCCCUUCAGCAUCCCAUCAGCAUUCCUUUAGCAUUCCUUCAGCAUCCCAUCAGCAUCCCAUCAGCAUCCCUUCAGCAGCCGUUCAGCAUCCCAUCAGCAUCCCUUCAGCAUCCCAUCAGCAUCCCUUCAGCAUCCCUUCAGCAUCCCUUCAGCAUCCCAUCAGCAUCCCUUCAGCAUCCCUUCAGCAUCCCUUCAGCAUCCCAUCAGCAUUCCUUCAGCAUCCGACCAGCAUUCCUUAAGCAUCCCUUCAGCAUCCCUUCAGCAUCCCAUCAGCAUUCCUUCAGCAUCCCUUCAGCAUCCCAUCAGCAUCCUUUCAGCUUCCCUUCAGCAUCCCUUCAGCAUCCCAUUAGCAUCCCUUCAGCAUCCCUUCAGCAUCCCAUCAACAUCCGUUCAGCAUCCCUUCAUCCCAUCAGCAUUCCUUCAGCAUCCCUUCAGCAUCCCAUCAGCAUCCGUUCAGCAUCCCUUCAUCCCAUUCAGCAUCCCAUCAGCAUCCCUUCAGCAUCCCAUCAGCAUCCCUUCAGCAUCCUUUCAGCAUCCCUUCAGCAUCCCAUCAGCAUCCUUUCAGCAUCCCAUCAGCAUCCCUUCAGCAUCCCUUCAGCAUCCUAUCAGCAUCCCUUCAGCAUCCCAUCAGCAUCCCUUCAGCAUCCCAUCAGCCUCCCUUCAGCAUCCUAA